AUGAGUACCGCCAUCGCAAGGCCGCUGCGGAUCAGUCCCAGGGCUAUCCAACGCUCCGAUUGUUGGGCGAGGGCGUCGUCCACGCUGCAGAACCUCGUGGCUGCCUCAGCUUCCCGCUCCCGCCCGCAAAUCCACCGCCAGCAGCUCCGUGAUCGCGAACGACAUCAGCAUGAGAUUGAUGUCGUCCCUCACCUGGCCAAGCAACCUUUGCACCCGCUGAGCCUUGCGGAUCUGGUCAAACAUGGCCGCCCUCCUCUAUCAGCCGAAGCUCUCCUGGCCUCCGCCCGCUUUACACUCUCGCUGCUGCCGGUUCGCCUAGCGCAUCGCAUCCAGGCGCUGCGCAACCUUCCAUAUAUUGUUGUCUCCAACCCGAAUAUCAACAGAAUUUACAACAACUACCAGCACUCGCUCUCCACCCUCCUGCCGUGGCAAGGGCGCACCAUCAGCAACCUCGAUGACGAGAUCCGCUUCACCGAGGUGCUGGCCGAGCUCGUGCAAACACACACGGACACCAUCCCCAUCCUCGCUCGCGGCUUCCUCGAGUGCCGCAAAUACGUCUCCCCGUCCGAGGUAACACGCUUCCUCGACGAACACCUGCGUGCCCGCAUCGGUACACGCCUCGUCGCCGAGCAGCAUAUUGCCCUCCACUUCAGCAGCACGCCCCAUUUCGACCCAGCAUCGAGCCCGACCCCAUGUCCCGAACAUCCCAGCUACAUUGGCGUCAUCGACACGGCCCUCCGCCCGGCCUCCAUCAUCGACUCAUGCGGCGACUUCGUAGCCGAGAUCUGCGAGCUCAACUACGGGGUGCGCCCCCGCUGGAUCGUUGACGGCGAGCCUGACACUACCUUCGCCUUCGUGCCCAUGCACCUCGAGUACAUCAUCACGGAGCUGCUUAAGAACGCCUUCCGCGCUACCGUCGAGAACGGUAUGAACCGCGAGCCCGUCGUCAUCACCAUCGCCCCGGAGCCGCCCGAGGUGAAGCCACCGCCACCCCUUCAAGGACAGGUGCACCUCAGACCUCCCAAGGAAUCCCGCGGCGCAUUCAACCGCGACGCCAUCGCCCCACUGGACGAUAACGCCCCCGGCGUGACGAUCCGCAUCCGCGACCGCGGCGGCGGCAUCGGUGACGACGUGCUUCCCCACAUUUGGAGCUACUCAUUCACCACGUUCAGCGAGUCGGACGACGUGCCCGGGGCCUGGGGCAGCGACGACGCCCUCAAUGUUAUUACCUCGGCAGCCAACAACGGCGGCAGCACCAUCGCAGGGCUCGGGUACGGCCUGCCGCUCAGCAGGGCUUAUGCCGAGUACUUUGGCGGCGGCAUCGCCGUGCAGAGUCUGCAUGGCUGGGGGACGGAUGUGUAUUUGAGACUGAAAGGGGUGGGCAAGAUAGAAAGGCCACAGUAA
Messenger RNA from Parathielavia appendiculata, 1404 nucleotides. Its product is annotated as alpha-ketoacid dehydrogenase kinase. The transcript is spliced from 3 exons. Gene Ontology annotation, molecular function: pyruvate dehydrogenase (acetyl-transferring) kinase activity. Gene Ontology annotation, cellular component: mitochondrion. The coding region runs from base 1 to 1404 and encodes 467 amino acids. The record is from RefSeq and is a predicted model, not a curated record. Gene Ontology annotation, biological process: regulation of glucose metabolic process; protein phosphorylation. NCBI's taxonomy places the organism in Eukaryota, Fungi, Ascomycota, Sordariomycetes, Sordariales, Chaetomiaceae.